GGGGCACUUUCAAUUACUAGGUAGGUAGUUUGACGCCAACGCGAUUGCCAUUCCAUCAUCUCUAACCACUAGGCCGGGCCAGGGUCCAAACCCAAACUUGCCUGGUCCCAAUUCCCCGGAUUACCUUUCAUUAUAUUCAUGCGCCUUCCCGUCACCGGGACUGUUUGUGAAUCUGUGUGAAAUCGAAGGAGUAGGGCAGCCCGGAGCUUCCCCUCGCCUUCCGAGAAUUCUCGACAAUGACUCUCUCAACCCUCGGCGUCCUUGCCGUCAUCCUACCUCUCCUCUACAUGUACACCUCCUCCGUCGCGCAAACGCGAUUGCCCACGCUGCGCAACAAGCGCAUCUGUUUGCUGAUAGCGCACCCAGACGACGAGGCCAUGUUCUUUGCGCCUACGGUGCUAGCCCUGACCCGCCCAGAGUCCGGCAACCACGUCAAGAUUCUGUGUCUGAGCUCCGGCAACGCCGACGGACUAGGCGAGGUCCGCAAGAAGGAGCUCGUUAAGAGCGGCUUGCUGUUAGGCCUGAAGCAUGAGGAUGAUGUCUUGGUUAUAGAUAGCCCCGACUUCCAAGACUCUAUGACCAUAACCUGGGAAGCCGACAAAAUCUCCUCCCUCCUCACCUCUGCCUUCGCGCCGAACCUCACCUCUCAAAAGUCCUCUAAUUCCAACCCUGCCGCCACCAUCGACGCUCUCCUCACAUUCGACGCGCACGGCAUAUCUUCGCAUCCAAACCACAUAUCCCUAUACCACGGGGCGCGAACCUUCAUCUCCUCCUUAACACGGGGCAAGCCUGGCUGGGCCUCCCCCGUCGACCUCUACACGCUAACCACGGUCUCGUUACCGCGUAAAUACUUUGGUUUCCUCGACGUCUUUCCCACCAUAUUAUCGCUGGUCAUAAACGGCGGUGGCGAGCGUAGGAGCGACAAAGGCAACCCGGGGGCGCUCGUCAGCAUGAGCGCGCUAGCAGGCGGAGGUCGCGAGAGCUACGGCACGGCGCGGCUAGCCAUGACCGAGGCACACAAGAGUCAGAUGGUUUGGUUUCGGUGGGGCUGGAUUGCGUUAAGCCGGUAUAUGUAUAUUAAUGACUUGAAGCUGGAGAGGGUCAAGUCGUGACUAUCCUCGUGCAGGUCGGACAAUGGCGAUUAAUGCUAGUACGUAGAAAUCGUGAAUAUAUAUCACAAGACAUCUAUUGAAC
Messenger RNA from Annulohypoxylon truncatum, 1194 nucleotides. Its product is annotated as LmbE-like protein. The record is from RefSeq and is a predicted model, not a curated record. Lineage: Eukaryota; Fungi; Ascomycota; Sordariomycetes; Xylariales; Hypoxylaceae. Gene Ontology annotation, cellular component: endoplasmic reticulum. Bases 237 to 1112 code for a protein of 291 amino acids. Gene Ontology annotation, biological process: GPI anchor biosynthetic process. The transcript is spliced from 2 exons. Gene Ontology annotation, molecular function: N-acetylglucosaminylphosphatidylinositol deacetylase activity.